Molecule: messenger RNA, 858 nt
Organism: Hemiscyllium ocellatum (epaulette shark)
Lineage: Eukaryota; Metazoa; Chordata; Chondrichthyes; Orectolobiformes; Hemiscylliidae
Gene: aspdh
Product: aspartate dehydrogenase domain containing
Exons: 7
Coding region: 1-858 (285 amino acids)
Biological process (GO): NAD+ biosynthetic process
Molecular function (GO): NADP binding; L-aspartate dehydrogenase [NAD(P)+] activity
Source: RefSeq, a predicted model, not a curated record
AUGGCCCACGAGAGGAAAUCCCGCAGAAUUGGAAUCAUUGGUUUCGGUCACUUAGGUCAGUACCUGACAGAAAUGAUUGAAGAAAAGGGGCAUCUGUAUGGCCUUGAACUAGCUUUUGUGUGGAACAGAAAUCAGGAGAAGAUGGAAGGGAAAGUUCGAAAGGAAAUGCAGCUGGAGGAUCUCAGCAUGUUUAUUGAGCGACGUGCUGACCUCAUUGUGGAAGUAGCUCAUCCUCAGAUAAUAAAGGAUUACGGUGAAGAGUUUCUGAAACAUGCGGAUUUUAUGGUUGGUUCUCCAACUGCAUUUGCUGAACUGGGACUCGAUACUAAAUGUCGAAAGGCGGCAAGCAGAUAUGGACACACCUUAUACAUACCCAGUGGGGCCCUCUGGGGGGCAGAGGAUAUCCAGAAAAUGGCUGACAGAGGAACCCUGAAGGGUCUGAAGGUGACAAUGUGCAAACAUCCAGACAGCUUCAAACUGCGAGGUCACCUCCAGGAGCUGAAGGAAAGCAUGAAGGGCCAGCGGGUUGUGCUGUACGAUGGGCCAGUGAGGAACCUGUGUGACCUUGCACCGAACAAUGUCAACACCAUGGCUGCUGCAGCCAUGGCUGGACACACUCUGGGCUUUGACCAUGUGCAAGGAAGCCUGGUGGCUGAUCCUGAUCUAUUGAAUUUUCACCUUGUGGAUAUUGAAGUAACUGGUCCAGUAGACAAGUCCUCAGGCCAUGAAUUUACCGUCAAGACAAGCCGGAGGAACCCAGCCCCUGUGGGGGAAGUGACAGGCAUGGCUACUUACACUUCAUUCUGGAGUAGUGUGCUUAACUGUAAAGGUCAUGGAGGCAAACUCUUUCUUUGUUGA